AUGAAGACAACUGUCUCUCAGUCAGACCUCUCUACCUUCGCCUCCCAACAUGUUCAAAACUCUCUUCCUAGGUUCAAGAUGGCGGAGAAUUCGAUCCCAAAGGAGGCUGCGUAUGAGAUAAUAAAGCACGAGCUGAUGCUGGACUGGAAUCCCCGUCUGAACCUCGGCUCCUUCAUUACCUCAUGGAUGGAUCCCGUAUGCGAUAACCUCAUCUUCCACACCAUUAACAAGACCUACACCAACCUCGACGAGCAUCCCAUCACCACCGAUUUCCAUAAUCAGUGCGUUAACAUGAUCGCCCGCCUCCUCAACGCUCCGCUGGCCGCCGCCGAGCCGGCGGCCGGAACCGCCACCGUCGGCUCAUCGGAGGCAGUAAUGCUGGCCGGCCUGGCUUUCAAGCGCAAAUGGCUUAACAAAAUGAAGGCUUUAGGCAAACCCUACGACAAGCCCAACAUCGUCGCCGGAGCCAACAUCCAUGUCUGUUGGCUCAAGUUCGCCCGCUACUUCGACGUCGACCUCAGACUCGUCAAUCUCUGGCAAGGCCACUACGUCAUCGACCCCCACAAGGCCGUCGCCAUGGUCGACCAGAACACCAUCUGCGUCGCCGCCGUCCUCGGCUCCACCUUCAAUGGCGAGUUUGACGACGUCGAAACCCUAAACCACCUCCUCAUUCAAAAGAACACUCAAACUGGAUGGGAUACUCCGAUCCAUGUGGAUGCUGCGAGCGGGGGGUUCAUAGCCCCCUUUCUGUACCCAGAUCUGGAGUGGGAUUUCAGGCUGCCAUUGGUGAAGAGCAUCAAUGUGAGCGGACAUAAAUACGGAUUAGUUUACGCCGGAAUCGGAUGGAUCGUCUGGAAGACCAAACACGACUUGCCGGAAGAGCUCAUCUUCCAUACAAACUACCUCGGCUCCGAUCAGCCCACUUUCACUCUCAACUUCACUAGAGGUUCGAGCCAGGUGAUUGCGCAGUACUACCAGCUGAUUCGAUUAGGGCAGGAAGGGUACCGGAAAGUGAUGGAGACCUGCCGGGAAACCGCCAUGGUGGUGAAGGCCGGUCUGGAGAGAACCGGCCGGUUCAACAUUGUUUCUAAGGACGACGGCGUCCCGUUGGUGGCGUUCAGCCUCAAGGACAGCUCCCGCCACGACGAUUUCGAGGUGUCGGCGAUGCUCCGCCGGUUCGGCUGGAUUGUGGCGGCCUACGCCAUGCCCGCCGACGCCGAGCAUGUCACCGUCCUGCGCGUCGUCGUCCGGGAGGAUUUCUCCCGGACCCUCGCCGACCGCUUCCUCGUCGACGUCCAGAAAGUCCUCCACGAGCUCGACUGCCUCCCCGCCGGCGAAAAACAGAAGAAUACGGUCGUCGCGGCGCCGCCGUGACAGGAAGUAAUCCGUCGGCGAGAGGAAGAUGACGAAUGGCGU
This is a messenger RNA of Andrographis paniculata, 1416 nucleotides long. RefSeq names its product glutamate decarboxylase 4-like. Gene Ontology annotation, biological process: L-glutamate catabolic process. The record is from RefSeq and is a predicted model, not a curated record. Lineage: Eukaryota; Viridiplantae; Streptophyta; Magnoliopsida; Lamiales; Acanthaceae. The coding region runs from base 1 to 1374 and encodes 457 amino acids. Gene Ontology annotation, molecular function: pyridoxal phosphate binding; glutamate decarboxylase activity. Gene Ontology annotation, cellular component: cytosol. The transcript is spliced from 5 exons.